Messenger RNA from Halichondria panicea, 1053 nucleotides. Its product is annotated as nitric oxide synthase-interacting protein-like. Gene Ontology annotation, cellular component: nucleus. NCBI's taxonomy places the organism in Eukaryota, Metazoa, Porifera, Demospongiae, Suberitida, Halichondriidae. Gene Ontology annotation, molecular function: ubiquitin protein ligase activity. The coding region runs from base 74 to 961 and encodes 295 amino acids. The transcript is spliced from 9 exons. The record is from RefSeq and is a predicted model, not a curated record.
ACCACUUUUAGACUAGACAUAAUAUCGAAAAAUAAAGUUGACCUUUGUACCCCAGUGUGUUAAAGAGCAGAGGAUGGGAAGACAUGGAAAGAAUGCUACAGCUUCUGCUGUGUACAGCUAUCAUGAGAGAAGGAAGGACACAGCUGAAGGUCAAUAUGGCAGUCAGUCCCUGAGGCUGGGGAAGGACUCCAUUAAGGACUUUGACUGUUGUAACCUAACUCUCCAACCUUGCAAGAACCCUGUUUUAACAACGGAUGGCUACUUGUAUGACAAAGAGGCCAUUCUCGAGUGUCUCCUACACCAAAAGAGAGAUAAUGCUCGGAGAAUGAAAGAAUACGAGAAGCAGAAACAAAAACACGAGAAUAAAGAAAUUGAAGACGGAAUGGCCGACACUCGUUCAAAGAUAGCCAAGUUUUUCUCUGCUGAGAAGAGUAUUGUCUCCAAACCAAUCAACCCCUUCAGUCAGAAGACCAAGUCAGAGGCCACUCCCGGGACUAAUGUGUCGAGUGAGGAGCAGAGAUCUAAACUGCCCAGUUUCUGGAUACCUUCUCUCACACCUGACUCCACCCCUACUGAGAUCAAGAAACCAGACAACAAGACCUACUGCCCCAUGAGUGGAGCACAGUUGAGAGUGAAAGACCUCAUCUCCAUCAACUUCACCCCCAUAGCCGACAGAGACAGCAAAACAUCUCUCAUCGUCAAAAAGGCCAGAUACAUGUGUCCUGUAACAUACGAUGCUUUAGGAAACUCUGUUCCUUGUGCUGUACUCAAAACGACUGGUGAUGUAGUGACGAUGGAAUGUGUGGAGAAGCUGAUUCGAAAGAAUGACAUGCUCUGUCCCCUCUCAGGCAAAAAACUCAAGGAGAGUGACAUCAUCACUCUAGUCAGGGGUGGUACUGGAUAUGCUGCGUCUGGUGUAACGCUAAAAGCAACCAAGGCUGGAGCCGCAAUCAUGGCAUAGAACUGACAUUUUCCAUUGCAUAUUAUGUACUUCUCUUGCAUUUACUUCUCUUUUACAUGUGAACCUGCUAGUUUUCGAAGCAAUUGACCUUG